UUAUUCUCAUCCGUUUAAUCACGCUUUCCAUUAUAGAUUUCUGUAAUUCAUGCUCGAGAGAUACCACAUGAGUAUACAUAGUCUAUUGUUAUAGGUCAAGUGUGCGAUUAAAUCACUGUAGAUCAUAUUGUUAUUGUUAGUGUCAGAAGUGAUAGUGAAAAAUUUCAAAAAUGUUUCAACCGUUAAUUUCACAAUUAAACGGAUUAAGAAUUGUUUUAGCUAGUACAUCGAAACAACGUCAAAGUCUUUUAGCUAGUACGGAUCUUAAAUUUGAAGUAGUAGCUUCGAAUUUUGAAGAGAAUUUGGAUCCAAAAGAGCAUUCAUUUUCGGAUUUUGUUGAGGAAACAGCUGUCGGCAAAGUAAAAAGCGUCUACGAGCUUUUAAAACAUGACCAAAGAAAACCUGAUAUCAUUAUUGGAGUCGAUACUAUGGUGACAUUUAACGGAAAAAUAUAUGGCAAACCUAAAGAUGAAAACGAUGCUAUAAGAACAAUUAAAGAUUUGACUCAGUCGGGACUUCCGAACUCAGUUUAUACAGGAGUAGUAAUAUGGUACAAAGAGAAAUUGCACAAGUUCACGGAAGUUACUACCGUCCACAUGAUGAAAUUGACCGACGAAGAAAUAAUGGGUUAUAUUCAAACCGGAGAAUAUAAGGGCAAAGCAGGUAGUUAUGGGAUACAGGGGAUCGCCAGUACGUUUGUCAGUAGGAUCGAAGGCGAUGGAAACAACGUAAUCGGAUUACCUUUAUGUCGAUUGUGUUUUGAAUUAAAGAGGAUUCUCAAUGAAAAUUGAUCAAUAAUAUGUUUAAUUUAUAAGAAUACGAAUGUUUCGAACA
Messenger RNA from Aethina tumida (small hive beetle), 834 nucleotides. RefSeq names its product dTTP/UTP pyrophosphatase. Gene Ontology annotation, molecular function: nucleoside triphosphate diphosphatase activity. Lineage: Eukaryota; Metazoa; Arthropoda; Insecta; Coleoptera; Nitidulidae. Bases 171 to 791 code for a protein of 206 amino acids. The record is from RefSeq and is a predicted model, not a curated record. The transcript has 4 exons.